This is a messenger RNA of Trichoderma reesei QM6a, 1272 nucleotides long. RefSeq lists its product as uncharacterized. The transcript is spliced from 2 exons. The coding region runs from base 1 to 1272 and encodes 423 amino acids. The record is from RefSeq and is a predicted model, not a curated record. NCBI's taxonomy places the organism in Eukaryota, Fungi, Ascomycota, Sordariomycetes, Hypocreales, Hypocreaceae.
AUGCGCUCCCUCAUCCGACCAGCCUCAGCGCUGCUGCUGGCCGCCGCGGGCCUCGUCGCCGCCAGCCCACUGCCCACGGCCACCGGCGACAGCACCGCCUACGCAACUGGCUUUCUGCUGCCUCGCGACACGUGCGAUGGCACGCCCUGCGGCGCCGAGGGCCAGUACUGCUGCGGCAGCUCGGAGCUGUGCACGACGCUGAGCGGCGACGUGGCGACGUGCGUGGGCGGCUUCGGCGGCGCGGCCUACACGAGCACCUGGACCGAGACGCGCACCUUCACCACCACCUUCUUCACCAACUGGGCGCCCGUGCCGUCGCCCAGCCCCGGCGUCGACUGCGUGCCGCAGGACGACGCCCAGGAGGCCUGCGGCUCCAUCUGCUGCGCCGGGUGGCAGACGUGCGCCUUCAAGGGCCAGUGCUCCGUCAAGCCGGGCUACGCAGAGCCCACGCCCGUCGUCAUCACCAGCGCCGGCGAGGUCGAGACGCAGUACUCGGCCCCGUACCGCGUCACGGGCACCACGACCAUCACCACCCACAUCGUCCAGACGGGCACCGGCACCGAGGGCAUCUGGACGGGCACCUACACCGUCACCGAGACGGGCGCCCGCUCCUCGUCCACCAGCGACUCCGACGCCAUCGGGGCCGGCGGCAGCGAGAGCGACAGCGACAGCGGCGGCCUGAGCGGCGGCGCCAUUGCCGGCAUCGUCAUCGGCACCCUCGCCGGCGUGGCCCUGCUGCUGCUGCUGUGCUUCUGCUGCAUCGCCCGCGGGCUCUGGGCCGCCAUCUGCGGCGGCCGCCGGCGCGGCAGCGAGAGCAGCGUGCGCGAGGAGGAGAUCAUCGAGGAGCGCUACUCCAAGAGCGGCAGCCGCGGCGCCUCGGCCUCGGCGCACUCUCGUCGCGAUCGCCACGGCGGCUGGUUCGGCGGCGGCAGCACCAGGGCCGGAGCGUCGACGGUCGUGGCCGAUCGCGAGCGUCGCCGCCAGAGGGAGAAGCGCAAGAGCAGCGGCGGCUUCUGCACGUGGCUCGGCAUCGGAGCCGUCGCCGCCACCCUCUUCACCCUGCUUAACCUCAAGAAGGACAAGCGGCCCAACUCCCGCAAGACGCCCUCGCGGUACAGCGAGUCUUACUACAGCUACUCUGACUACACCAGCAACACCGCCAGCUCUAGCUCUGGACAGAGAUCCCGCAGCGAGCGCCGCAGCGACCGUCGCAGCAGAUCCAGCCGUGGUGGCCGAUCACCGCACUACGGCCGGGCUCCCAAGAGGCCGUAG